This is a messenger RNA of Scatophagus argus, 2956 nucleotides long. Its product is annotated as transcriptional activator ptaB. Lineage: Eukaryota; Metazoa; Chordata; Actinopteri; Scatophagidae. The transcript has 6 exons. Bases 373 to 2292 code for a protein of 639 amino acids. The record is from RefSeq and is a predicted model, not a curated record.
AGGGCCUCUUCCUCCUCCCUCUCUUCCUCCUCGUCCUCCUCAUCCUCCUCUUUUUCCUCCUGGUACACGGAGACAAGUGCAAACGGUCCCUUCUCUCUUUGUCAUGCUGAGCAUCCACAGCAUUCCCUGUCCUGCUCCAACAUCGCAAAUGUCCGCAGAGGUUUCAGGGAAGAUGACAGCAGUGAGCCCGUUGUCUUUGCCACGAUCAGACAUGGAAAAAAUGGCAGUGUUUGUAGUGAGUCACAAGGAAGCUCACAAAAGAAGGGAAAGCGUGGAUUUUCUUCUCUUAACCGAGGUCACAGCAGAAGUGAUGAAGGUCUUCUGCAGGGUAGUGAAAGUGAACUUGGAGCUGAACGAUCCAGGGAACCUCACAUGAACUAUGGACCUCUGUACAAGACAGCUAGUUUGAACCGGAGCCUGGCUUUCAGUGAGGAAGACAUUCUGUUAGGGGUCUCCAGGGGCCCCAAGAGAGCAGUGUCCUCAAGCCAGCUACCCAGCAAAGGCAUCCUUAAAAACAAAGAGCCUCAUAGUGACAUUCGCAAGGCUAAGUCUAUGGAGGUGCUGUCCCCAAGAGUUUCUAAUGGUCAAGAUUCCAGUAGACAGAAGGGAAAAGGGGUAACUCAAGUCGAGAUUGAACAAGCCAGGGAAAAUUUUGUGAAGGGGAAGUUGCAGUUCUCAGCCUUUCUAGAUGAGAUUACAAAACAGGUUAUGAGUCCAUCUGCUCUCACCAUCUUGGGUGUGAACAACAGAAAAGCAACUGGGAAGCAGCCUGCUCCAACCCAAAAACCUGGCCCAGUCAAGCCUCAGCUCCCACCCAAAAAGCACAGAGAGAGUUCAGGGGAGGAGAGGGAGCAGCACAGCAGGCAGGAGAAAACGGCUCACAGCAGCUCUCGAAAACACUCGGACUGCUCCAACCCGGACAAACUUAUCUCAUAUGCAGCUAAGAACCACCGCGGUAGUCCCCCACCUCAUCACUACCCUCACUCUCCCAGCCACAAUACACAACAUGGAAGCAACCGUAAAGACAGGAGGCUGUCGCCCACUGGGGGCUCCGAAUCGGGGGACAGAUAUGGUAGAUGUGGCCCUCACCUCACAGACGGCACCAGUACCAGUCCUGAACCCAGCCGGCCUAAACAACGCCACCAACGCAAGCAGCAGCCUGCAGCCUCAUACACUCAACAUACCCAGCAAUUCCCUCAGCAGCAGCCUCAACAGACACGUUCUACAACAGGGCCAGGCCUUGGAUCUGAAUCUUCAUCCACAAAAUCAGAUUCAUCCAGGGCCAGGGACACAGCCUCCACAGCUACCAGUCACAGCUCAGAGCAGAGUGGUCGGCACCAUUCACAACAUGUGGGAAACUCUAAACCACGCAGGGACACAUUGUGUGAUGCCGACCAUCUCCGGGCGCUGCAGGAGGAGAAUGCAGAUCUUCACCAGAACUUGUUGCAGACUGUGGUUUGCAUCGAGAGCCUGGAGGUGGAGUUGCAGAGGACCAGGGAUGAGCUCAAGCAUGUCAAGGAGAAAUAUAAAAGCCUUCUGGAAACCCACACUGGGACUAAGCAGACUAAUAAUCUGCUAGGCGAACACCUGCAUAUAGCGUCAGAGAGCCUGAGCAGUGAGAGGAAGUACUUACUAAACCGAGUGUCCCAGCUGAGCUUGGAGUUGGAAGACGCCCACAGGACCAUGGCAGCACUGGAGAACAUCAAUGUGCCAUGCUUGAUAAAAGAAUUGCUGGAGAAGCACUUUGAUUCUGCUGAGGCCAUACAGAAGUUUCUGAAAACACCCGCUCCAAUCAACCAUUGUGCCACUCGAGCAGACGCUCAAUCCCAAGCUCCUAAAAUGGAGGAAGGAGCACAUGAUUGGUUGGUGAAGCCAGAGACAUGUCCACAGAGGGUGACAGCCUUCAUACCGUUUAAACAGGAGGUACCAACAGGAAGAAAAGAACUGGAGUCCAGCCACAGCCCACCUCUCUCUGUAGAGAACAUGAGCACCGCAAUCUAUCAAAAAAUGGCUGCCAGUUACGCUGCCAAACCACAACCUGUCUAUCUCCAAAGCCAACAGCAGCCUCCCAUGGGAACUGCCCACCCUGACACUCAACCAAACCCCCAGCAGGCCCAUGUAGGUGGCGACAGCUGUGUUGGGAAGGCAGAGGUAAAUGUAACACUUGUGGAUCAGGACGUUGUGGAUGUGACGUCCAUGUCAGCGCAGCGGAUCCUGGAUGAGUUCUUGCAGCAGCUGCAGUCCCAUAAGGAUGUGGGCGGAGAGAAGGAGCAGCGGGGUGGGCUGGAGUGAGCGAAUGGAGCGAGACGUACAGGCAAAGUGGCAGACGGAGAAUGUCAUCUGAAGACAUGGCAGCAUUAAUGUAUACUUCCAUCUUGUUGCACUGAAACAUGUGUGCAUUCAUAUAUGUCAAACAGUUCUGCUGAAGUUGAGAAAAUGUGUUUGUGUUUCGCUUGUAUAUAAUGUACUUUACGGGGCUUAAAGGAUUUUAUAAACCAGAAAUCACAGAAGAAAUGGAAGAAAAUUCUCUACAUACUAUCAUCAGUAUGUUUAAAAAUGAUACCAAAAUUGGAUAAACAGGGAAAAAAAAAACACACUUCUAAAUUUUCAGCGAAUGCAUGAAAAAAAUAGCAUUAAAAUAUUUAAAUUCCUCUUCAGUUUCUUCGUGUUCCUGUUUGACCUUAGCUGUGUAGACUGUGUAGACCCCAUGACUGAUGCAGCUGUAAGGUAGCUUUACAUUCAGCUUUAUAUUAACAAUUUUGAUGUGGUAAUUCUGCUUUUUUUUCUGCAAAAAUCAUGUUAGACACACUUUACAGAAUUUGUAUGUAUGUCUUAGUACAUCUGUGUAGGGGAUCUAAAAAACAACUCAUACUGUAGACAACACUUUUUAAAUAUGUGUCUGUUUAACUGGUCUUUUUAAUUAGGUGUCAUUUACCUUGUUUGUUCCCUUACCUUG